UUGACAUUUUCUGUGACAAAAGAAAAGACGGAGAGUUUACCUUCUUGCGUUCUAUAAGAAUAAAAGGCGAUAAAGUAAUUAAAUUACUUCCAAAUAAUUGUUGAGCUAGUGCGAAACUGGUAAUUAGACGGAAAAUGGAUAAACCAACUGUUACCGAUCAACCUCCUCCAUACUACGCGACCGUACCACCAGGUCCACAGCCGUAUCCACAACCUCAGGCGUAUCCUCAACCACAUGCAUAUCCUCAACCGAAUCCGCAGCCAGCUCCAGGGGCUUUCCCGCCACCACCACCAGGGUACACCCCAUAUGGAACAACACCACAGGAUCCGACUGCAGCAUUUGUCCCCAACUAUGGGGCGACACAUACAAAUAUAAUAAUUCCACCACCGAUUAUAGCUGUUGGGGCUUGCCCAGCUUGCAGAGUCGGUAUACUUGAAGAUGACUUCACUUGUUUGGGUAUUUUAUGCGCUAUCCUUUUCUUCCCAUUAGGAAUUUUGUGCUGUCUCGCUCUCAAGAAUAGAAGAUGCUCUAACUGCGGCGCCAUGUUUGGUUAGGAGGGUUAUUUAUGGGAUUCCACACUUGAGCAAUCUGGGUUUACCGUCCACGUUUUUUAUGUUUUCUUAUGUGGUAAGGAUUGAAAACAAUUAAUAUGUAUCACAAUAUCAGCCUUUUCUAUUCGGAUUCGUAAAAUAAUAUAACAGUAAGAUCAGCUAAUAAAAAAAUGUACAAUAAAUGUUUCUACCAAAAAUGUGUAAAGAUGCAAAAAAAUGUGUUGAUUUGACCAUAAUUCGAUCAUUAUAACGGGGAAAACAUUAACCUGACACAUAGUUUUUAUAUGAAUUAUGGUAGAAAUUUUAUUAUUUUAUAAGGUUCAAAAUUUUUUUACUUAAUACAUAUUAGACUGAAAUUUAAUUCAUCUUUUUAAAUCAGUUCAAUUAAUAUAAUUUUUUUUUGUUUGUACAAAACUUUGACAUUGAUAUUUUCAAUAUUAUAUCUAUUUCUACCUUAUUUUAUCUAAUACAUAUCUAAUGUGUGGAAUGUGUACAUCACAAAUGACUAGGUGUAGAGAAUUGUCGGCCUUUUCAAUUGUUUUUAUAAAGUGGCAGGUAGAAUGCUGCUAUAUAAAGUCUUUUUCAUGAAAGAAGUCCCCCAGACGUGGCUCUAAUGUCUUAAUGACGCUCAUUAUCAUUUGGUAAUCGCGGUCUUAAUGUUAUUUGUGUAAGGCGCUGUCAAUUCUAGUUCAGGUUUUAGCCGCAGGACUUCUUUCAUGAAAAGGGCUUUACCAUAAAAUUUUAGCUUACCGAAUCUUAGCCUUAUACCAAAUUAUUUUCUAUUAUAAAACAAUUUGACUGCAAAUAUUUUUGUCAAUAAAAGCAUUUUUCUUUUCCAAAAAAAAACAAUGUACCCACAGUUUUAUACAGAAAAUAAAUUUAUUAAUGUUUGACGUUAAUUUAAUUUAUUUAAGAAGUGCCAUAGACAAACAUUAAGUGACAGUAAUUUAUCAUAAUGUGACUGAACUACAAUUUUAAUCACAAAUAGUAUAAAAACAUUAAAUAUCAAAACCAUAAUAAUUAUCCAUUACAGAACUGCCAGUGUUGUGAAAUCUAAUUUCAGUAAUAAAGUUUUAAUUUUGACAAGCAAGUAGCAAUAACUGUUACAUAAAUUACAAAUUAUUAAAUUAUAGCAUUCCGAAUACACUGCAGGCACCUAAUAUAUUGUCUAUGAAAACGAGUAUAGUGCGUGCAAAUUAAGUUUGCGCUUGGCCAAUACAACUAAUAAAGUACCGACGUGUCGUCUCUCUGUCAAUCUCUAGGUGAAUGAAAGAGAUCAGUAAAGCUAGCAAUAUCAAGUACGCCGCCAGUCGCACGCAGAUUUAUUUUACACGCACUAAAAAGCAUCUGAAAAUGUCAUCUUGCGUUUAUUCAUAGACAAUACUCGAGCAUAAUGUGUUGAGGUGCCACAUAGAAACAAUUUAGACUCAUUUAAGCCUCAAUAGCUCAAUGGUAAGAGCGGUCGGACUCAUCAGCGAAGGAGUGGUGGUUCGAUCCUCGCCUCGUUAGUUGUCGUACCCACUCCUAAUACAGUCUUUCCCGACUAGUUGGAGGGGAUUGGGAAUAUUGGUUAUAUUAAAAAUAUAUGACAAAUAUUCUUUUUUAAAUAAAAAAUAACUAUCAGACUGGUUAAAGGCUGUCCUUUUCGUCCAUUUCUAAAUAUGGUUUACCUGUAAAUCAAUUAUUGAGAUCUGCGUACGGAAUCAGCAUUAUUGAAAUUGUUUUUAAUACAUUGACCAGGGUCUGCUGGAAAUACCCAGGUCAAAAUGGUAAAAAAAAAACUGAUGGUUAUGAGGCAACAAGAUCUAAAAGAUUGAUCUAAAAGCACUAACUGAACCUUAAGGUUUUCUAAAUUGUAAAUUUCAAUUUUACCUAUAAAAUUGCUGUUGAAACUGUUGAAUAAUAAGAUGCUAUGGGGGUAAUUACCAAAAUUGGGAUAUUUCGAAAUUUGAAAAUAUCUUUUAAACCCGUCAUUUCGUUCUUACUAUGAUAUUAAGUCUUGGCUCAUUUUAUAUUUUUGCUAAUUUCGGUAAGUAGAUGUAUCUCUUUUAUCUAAAUUACCCCAAAGCAAAUAAAUUUCCAAAAACUUUUAAGUACUAACUGGGUCAAAAUAAAAUCCAAUGAAUUUUUGGUACUGUCUUCAAGUACAGUAAAUAUUGGGCAUUAAGAACUAUGAAUUUAUAAAUUGUGUACAACUAUUGCAAAUAUGGAUCCAGGAAUAAAAUAUUUAUUCAUGACCUUACUGAUUGAACGUUGUGUGUGUGAUAUUCCUAGAGAGUCGUAAAAAAUGAUGAACUUAGCGAAGUUGCAUCCAAUAUUUUUUAUCUGGAAGAUGGCUUGAAAGAAAACGCCCAUCGGUCAUGGUUCGCCACGUUCAUAAUUUUAUCUGACUCUCCAUAAAACAAAGUUUUGCAGUUUGGUCAUGAAUGAAUAUUUUUUCCUUAGCCCAAGGACUAUUACUGUCAAUUUUAGCAUUAAAAAUUUUGAGAACUUUGUGUAACGAAUUAUAGAUAUUGUAUUUUCGGAAGACUGUUGGUUUUGGACGUAGUAAAGUGACAGCGCGAACGCGAUUGUGUGUAAACUAAGGGAACGUCAACACAGCAGAAACGCAUUAUUUUUCUCUCAUAUAUUUAUUACUUGCUCUUUUAAAUUUUUAUUAACAAUGUUAAUAAAAUACAAAUACUAUUAAAAUUUAUAAAAAAAAAUUCAAACCUCCUGCUGUGUGGGCUCCAGAGUAAGAAACCUCCUCACAAUACGCGCCAUCUCAAGAAUCACUGCCUUCUGUAUCCGACCCUUGAUCCAGCAGCUAAGCGAAAGCUUAGGGUGUUGGUCGAAGCUUUUAUUAUUUAGAGUGAUACAAGUGGGAGACAUAAAAACCGUUGCUUAGCAACCAUUUACAGAUAAAUGGUAAUUUGCAAACGCGUUUCUGUUUUGCUAACGCUCCUUCGGUUUCACACAACAAGGCUCACCUACAGCUUACCACAACAACUACAGCCGAACUGUCUUCCGAUAAAAGAAUAUCUACAUACUUAAAAUGUUAUGUAUGUACUUUUCAAAAAACUUAUGACUACUACCUACCUUGGUUAUUUUGGAUAUUUUUAAAUUUUAAUUUGGGUUUGAAGCAUAAUUAUUAUGAAUAUUUAAUAUAAAUUUUACUACUAUAGUAAUAUAAAAUUUAUGGAUAUUAUUAUGUUUAAUGCAAGAUAAGAUCGGUGUUUUGGAAAACCAUGAACAUGUUGGAUUGAUUUUUUGAGCUAUAUUAUAUUAAUUAAAUUCUUAUCUUUUUAAAUUAUGACUAAUAUGUCUUAUUAUAUACAAACCAUCCUCAUAAAACAGAAUUUAAAAAAAUGGGACAUACUUGUUAUUUUUCCAAAACGCCCUUCAGUUGUUAGCUUAAAGUUAAGUUAAUUUGUGAUAUUCUUAAUUAAAGAGAUCCUAGACGGUUUAGAAAGUUGCCGAUUAUAUUUUUAUGCGUAUCGAUUAUAUAUCGAUCAUAUAGCAAACAUCAAAAUUAUGUUUUCAUGUAUUAAAUAUGCAUACUUGAUACUAGUUUUGCACUGAAAUAUUAAAUAGGCAUCAGCACACUUUUAAUUUUAGGUUAAAACCAUAGCUUGGAAUGGGGAUGAUGACUAGGUUUGAAUAUAUUGAUUUUUAUGAUACAUUCGGGUAAAUAAGGUCAAUGUUAACUAAUUUAUACAUAAAAAGCAAAGAUUGACUGGAUAUUUGCAAAAUAAAUAAGAUUAUAAAAUUUCAAAAUCGACUAAAAAUAUUUUAUCGUAAUUAGAUGAAAAUUCAUACAUUUUUAGCUUCCUUACAUUAAACGUGUCAUUUUACAAUAGAUAAACUAUAAACAUAAACGCAGAAAUAACAAAGAUAUUAGUAAUUUUGUAUGGGGCGUUUUUCAGGGAUCCGCGCCAGCGCCGGAAAUCUGACCCUUUAAAUACCUGUAGCUCCGAAAGUAAUGAUCGCAGAUACCCUGUUACUUUUACAAAAUUGCUUUACUAUUAGCGUACUCUUAAUUUAUAUACAAUUUAAAAAACUGUCAUCAUCCCUAUUCCUGAAAUCUAGGCCGUUUAUGACCAUUUUUCCCGACUACAGAGAAACAAAGGGAAUGUCACGUAGUCAACUCCAAAAGUUAAAAAUUCUAACUUGCUAGACAUAUACCAAAUGAUAUACCUUUUAUCAUAAAACACAAACUGUGUCAAUUAUAAAUAUGUAAACUCCCUUGGCUUGUUUGGAACUUUUUAGUUUAACCGUAGAAGGGAUAUUGUUUAAUAUUUUUUUUAGGCUAUUACAUAUUAUUUCCAUGUCUAUAAUAAUUAGUUAUAUUUUUGUGAUACAAUCUGAUAAAUCUUCCUCAUAAUUAUCUGUUUUUAAAAUAAUAAAUUUAAGUACAGUAAACAAGUGUUUAUUGGAGUUUACUCCUUAAGAAUCGAUUUUUCAUUUAUAGCCCCCGGUAUGAAAAAAAUACAGUAAAAUUUAAUGAACGUAUGACAGCUUUACGUUUUUUGUGCGCAACCUAUUCUGCGCACCUUUCACCUUUAGACAGUCGAUCUGUAAGAGUAAACUCCAUUCGUGCGUCGGAGCUGAGACACUUUUUUUAUUAUUUUGACAAUAUAAUAUGCCGUUAUUAAUACAGUGCCAUAACACUAUUUAAAAAGAAACACAAUUUUUGAGACAGCUUGAAAUUGAAUUAUUAAUUAAUGCAAAUUUUAGAGGAUACAAAGGUUGUUUCACAAAUUAAAAACAAAAACGAUGAGUGAUCAGACAGUUACGCGCGAUCAGCGGUAUAUACUCAGAGGCACAAUUAUCCGCCCUCUUUAAUAUGACGCGAGUGUAAUAUAGUGGACGGAUAAUUGUGCCUCUGAGUAUAUUUCGUCUAGCCAUGUAUCCAACAAUACGAGACUUUGAUGUUAUUGUACUUGGAAGUUGGACACCGAAUUUAAACGGACAUUUGGGAAUACACUACCUUAAUAUAGGUGCAGUAGGUCCAUUUUACUCUGAAAAAUGGACCUAAUACUAUACUAUACUAUAGUAUGCUACAUAGUACUAUAAGUACUGUUUUUAUUUUUAUUAUUCUUCAUUGAUAAUUAAUAAAUUGUUACUUAUUCAAGUACUUGGUUAUUUUUUCAUGUUAAAGAUACUAUAAUGUAAUGAUUAAAUAAUAAUUAAGUGGCCAAAUGCCUUUGUAAUUAUUUUAAGGAAGAUGUUUAUUAUAUUCAUAUGUACCUAUUAUACCUAGAUAAUAUGUAUAGAGUUACAUAAAGUAUCUAUCAGAGGUUUAGGUAACAUUUAUACUAUAAAUUUGUCAAAUAAAUUUUAAUUAAAUA
This is a messenger RNA of Bicyclus anynana (squinting bush brown), 5881 nucleotides long. RefSeq names its product brain protein I3-like. Bases 135 to 554 code for a protein of 139 amino acids. The record is from RefSeq and is a predicted model, not a curated record. The transcript is spliced from 2 exons. NCBI's taxonomy places the organism in Eukaryota, Metazoa, Arthropoda, Insecta, Lepidoptera, Nymphalidae.